UUUAAAAUGGUAUCUAAAAAGGCUUUGGCCAUCGGUGGUGCUAUCACCUUCGUGGUUGUCCUCGUUCCAUCGGUACUGCUGUUCGAAGAUACGUUCAUGAAUAAGUGCUUGGAGGUUAAAGAGGAAGAAAAAACCUGUAAAAGAGCAUUGGUUCUCUUCAAACAAGCCUAUGUAGGGAAGGACCCGGAUACUGUCACUCCAGACAAUUAUAAAGAACUCUUUGAUCUGAUCCCCUUCAAUCAUCCAUGCAAAAAAACAAUGCUGUGGAGCAAAACAAGUGAUUUGGUCAAGUUGGUUGAAAAAGGAAAAUGCUACGUCCCCAUUGCACACAAUAAGUUGGGAUACGUGCUGGACGAUUUUAAAUGGUGUGGGAAGAAGAACAGCAUGGAAACUUUCACUGGUGCCGAGUGCAGUGACAAGCAGGACAAAAUCCCUUCUUAUUCAUUUUGGACCAUGGCCUCCAUCAGGUAUGCACAACAUGCCUGUGAAGAAGUCAAAGCGCUGCUGAAUGGAGAUGUGGAAGUCCCAUACGAUACUAAGAGUUUCUUUGGACGUUUUGAGGUACCUAAACUUGAUCAUACCAAAGUGACGAAACUGGAUGUUAUUCUGGCUGUUAAGAAGAAAGGGAUGCAGUGCAAUGACGAAUCCCUCAAGAAUUUAAAAAAUGAGCUGAAACAAAAAGGAAUCGGUUACGAUUGCAAUGAAGUGCUCAGAUGCCAAGUGAAGAAAAUAUUAAAUACCUGCUGAUGGAGUCUGUAAAUGUCAAGAGUUACUCAAAAUGUGAUUUGACUGACUUAGUUGUGAUCGCACAAUAAAAAUAAUUUGAGCAAAAAUGAAA
Molecule: messenger RNA, 838 nt
Organism: Labrus mixtus (cuckoo wrasse)
Lineage: Eukaryota; Metazoa; Chordata; Actinopteri; Labriformes; Labridae
Product: ADP-ribosyl cyclase/cyclic ADP-ribose hydrolase 1-like
Exons: 8
Coding region: 7-747 (246 amino acids)
Biological process (GO): positive regulation of B cell proliferation
Cellular component (GO): plasma membrane
Molecular function (GO): NAD+ nucleosidase activity; phosphorus-oxygen lyase activity
Source: RefSeq, a predicted model, not a curated record